Cladocopium goreaui is the source of this 1806-nucleotide messenger RNA. The record is from the annotation of a GenBank genome assembly. NCBI's taxonomy places the organism in Eukaryota, Dinophyceae, Suessiales, Symbiodiniaceae.
AUGGAACGGUGGAAGCGACACAAUUUCGAUGUCUCCCCGAGUGACACCACGUUCGCCGAUGCGUUGAACGAAGCGGUCGCGGUCGCAGUUCGAUGGCCCAGAGAAAUCAAGUGCCUUGCUCCGAAGAUGAGUCCCUGCCCACUUGCCGCACCUGUUGUCUUUAAAUCAGGUUUAGCUCUGCUGGUAUCGCCAGAUCAGCCCUCAUUGCUUGGCGCAGGAUAUGCUUUGAGUCCCAGCAGUGUUCGCUUAAAGUUGUCGCACGUGCCAUCCGAUCAAACGCUGCGGCUGCAGUUCGAAGUGGCGACCCAGGAGGUCACCAAAGUGAACUUUCAAAGAUCUCAGGUCGUGCAGAUUCUGGCACUCCGUAGCGCCGUGGCUGAAGAGGUGGCCCGACUUUAUCGCUUGAUGGUGCCGCUGGAGCAGGAGAAUGAAAUUCUUCAGGAUGUGGCUGGUGCAUCAGAAGAGUACGCCAAGCUCUUUGAAGAAGUGGUCGUGAAAUCGCCAACACCUCAGCCGCCAGAUGGUGACUUAAAGGAAGACAGUGAGAAGCUGCAGCAGUUGGAGGACACCUUGUCAGUCCGAUUGUUGGCCCGGCAACGGCUCCUCGUGUACAACAAGGUGGAUCAGCUCAGACAACUUGCGAGGCGACGACAACCCGAGGUGGAGAACGCUGGCCGUGUUUCUGUCGUGCCCGCAAUUUCAGACAAAGAGCUACAAGACAUGCUGCGGGAGCAGGAUUCAAAGGCUGAGGCUGGAAGCUCGGAAAGAACCUCGUUUCAACACAUAGCCUUGGCUGGGGAACUUCCUAUGGCUCCAGCAUUGGCAGCUUUCGGUCAUGUCUGGAGUUGCCGGGUGGCAACUUCCAUGGAUCCUUCUGCCGGUGGUGGCGGUGCGGCCAGUGCAUUGGGGCAUCCGGGCGUCGUCACUGGAAAGGAAGAAACCUCCACUGCUGAUCAAGCUGAUGACCCAGCUGAUCCUGACCUUCAAGAAGCCUUGGAUGCAGAACGUCAGGCUGAAGCUUUGAUGUCAGAGGCCCGACGAACUUGGUCUCAGGCUCAACAGGUAGGCCUCAUUCUUGACUUUUGUGAUGGACAUGCGGUACAUGCCAAAGAUCCAGAUCCCACUCCAUACUACAUGCUCAAGAAUGUAAAGGGUCACUUCAUGGUGAACAUUGCGGAGUACAUCUGUGGUUCCACCGGCUCCGAGGCGUCCACUGGUCAUCAAGAGCACUUCACUUUGGAGGGAUGGCAUCACACAGAUCCCCGUGGCGAUCCCAAUUCAUGGCCUUGUUAUGGAGAACACGGGAUGUUUCAAGAAGGGUCGAACGCCUAUGCAAAGUGGGCAGAUUGCAAAGCCUGCGGACUGAGGCUGUCUUAUGUCCCGAGAGAGGGCUACUCCGGCAGCACCAGCAAAGUGGAGGAUCCGAAGGUGAUCACCAUGGCCUUGAACCUUCUCAAGCAGGAUGUCAAAGCACAGCAUUGCACAGCGCCGAUGGUGAAGCUGGCAAUGGAGAUCUACAAAGACCAAUCCAAGCUGGAAGCCAUGGAGAAGCAAUUCCACAUGCUGCAGCAGCAGGUGACCCAGAACAUGGCCAAGUACAAGAUCAUGACCAAGCAAGCUUGGGAAAGCCCUGCAACGAGCUCUACUACAAGUCUCAAUGCGGAGGAGAUCUUGAAGCAAAUGUCCUCGGAGGAGAUCCAACGCCUCCAGGAAUUGGCUGCCCAGAGGAAAGCCGAAGCAGAGAGGGAGGAGGAGGAACCGGAUAUGGAGUUGGUUCAAUCACGGAGCCAACCAGAGACAAGUUAG